GCACACCGAUGCAAACGGACCCAGCCGCCAACAUGGACACAGACACGGAAACCACUGCACUCUGCCCCUCGGACAGCCUCCAGGGCUCCCCACCGGGCACACCCACACCAGAGGCAGUCACCACACUGCUGAGGAAACCAGAGAAACUAUUGGCAGGGUUGGACCAGAGCACUCCAGCUUCUGCACCAGGGGCCCCCAGACGAAGAGGGAGUAUGCCUGUUCCCUAUAAGCACCAGCUACGGAGGGCCCAGGCAGUAGACGAACUGGACUGGCCACCUCAGGCCUCAUCCUCAGAUUCCUCAGACUCCUUGGGGUCAGAAGCAGCCCCCAACCAAAACGAUGGCAUCUUCAAGGUCAUGCUGGUAGGGGAGAGCGGCGUAGGCAAGAGCACCUUAGCCGGCACUUUUGGUGGUCUUCAGGGAGACAGUGCUCAUGACCCUGAGAACCCAGAGGAUUCCUAUGAGAGACGAAUCAUGGUGGAUAAGGAGGAAGUGACUUUAGUUGUAUAUGACAUCUGGGAACAGGGGGAUGCAGGGGGGUGGCUGCGGGACCACUGCCUGCAGACCGGGGAUGCCUUUCUCAUCGUCUUCUCAGUCACUGACAGAAGAAGCUUCUCCAAAGUUCCAGAAACCCUACUUCGGCUGCGGGCUGGGAGGCCCCACCAUGACCUACCUGUCAUCCUCGUGGGCAACAAGAGUGACCUAGCCCGCUCCAGGGAGGUGUCACUGGAGGAGGGCCGCCACCUGGCCGGGACGCUGAGCUGCAAGCACAUCGAGACCUCGGCUGCGCUGCACCACAACACGCGGGAGCUCUUCGAGGGCGCUGUGCGCCAGAUCCGGCUGCGGCGGAGCCGGGCUCGCACCGGCGCCCACAAGCCGGAGCAGGGGAGCCCCGAGGGCCCCAUGCUGCCCGCGCGCCGAGAGAGCCUCACCAAGAAGGCCAAGCGCUUCCUCGCCAACCUGGUGCCGCGCAACGCCAAGUUCUUCAAGCAGCGCUCCAGGUCCUGCCACGACCUCUCAGUGCUCUGA
Messenger RNA from Elephantulus edwardii (Cape elephant shrew), 1028 nucleotides. RefSeq names its product RAS (RAD and GEM)-like GTP binding 2 (gene REM2). The transcript has 5 exons. Gene Ontology annotation, molecular function: GTP binding; GTPase activity; calcium channel regulator activity. Gene Ontology annotation, cellular component: plasma membrane. Lineage: Eukaryota; Metazoa; Chordata; Mammalia; Macroscelidea; Macroscelididae. The coding region runs from base 9 to 1028 and encodes 339 amino acids. The record is from RefSeq and is a predicted model, not a curated record.